AUGAUAUCGGACGAUGUUGGCGUACUUGAACAUGCAACUAUUAAGGUUCCAUAUGAACAUUUAAAUAAACAUUAUCGUCACGCUCAAAAACAAAUUGAUCGCGAUUCUGCAUUAUUAAUAUCUAGUGUCAAUGAUUUAGAGAAAAAAAAUACUUUUACAACAACAAAUCCUGAAGCGACAUUAGAAUGUUUAAAAUUUUGUCUAGAAAAAUGUAUGACACUAAAACGAAAAGCACGUGAAUUAAAAGAUGAUGAAUUAGAAUGUUUACAAAAUGUAAAACGUCGUGUUGAUCAUCUAAAAGAAUAUGAUAAAAGUUCACUAUCAAAAACGGAAAUAUGGCGGAAACAACGUUAUGAUAGAGUGCUAGUUGACUUUUUAUUUCGAACAAAAUGUUAUGAAACAGCAAUAGCUUUGGCGAAAGCAACCGGUGUUCAAAAUUUGGUUAAUUCCGAAGUAUAUCUAGCAGCCAAAGAAAUUGAAGAUUCACUGAUGAACCGUGAUACAAGCAAAUGUUUAGCGUGGUUUAAUGAAAAUAAAACAAAAUUAAAGAAAAAUGGUUGCACAUUAGAUUUUUGUAUACGUUUACAAGAAUUUAUCGAAUUUAUUAAAGCAAAGCAGCUGAAAGAAGCUGUACAACAUGCUCGUAGACAUUUAACACAAAUACCGGAUAAUCAUAUAAGUGAAUUUGAAAUGGCUAUGGGUCUACUUGUAUUGAGACAAUCGAAUACAUGUUAUCAAAGUAUAUUAGACGAGAUUCGUUGGCAAAAAUUAGUUGAACAAUUUCGUGUCGAUAAUUUGAAACUACAUCAGAUGGGUAUGCAAAGUAAAUUUAUAGCUGUAUUACAAACUGGUUUAUCAGCAUUGAAAACACCUACAUGUUUUGAUAAAGUAACAGCUAUUAAAAAUCCCAAUUGUCCCGUAUGUAAUCAACAUUUGAAAAUGAUUGCAAAGAUAUUACCUUAUGCACAUUGUUCGGUAUCAAAAUUAAUUUGUGCACAUAAUCGUGACCCAAUUAAUGAAUCAAAUCCACCUUUGAUGUUGCCAAAUGGUUAUGUUUAUGGAUCAAAGGCGUUGAAAUCAAUGGCCUCGGAAAACAAUGGUAAAAUAAUUUGUCCAAGAACAAAUGACACAUACAAUUUGAAUCAAGCAGAAAAAGUGUAUAUUAUGUAA
Messenger RNA from Didymodactylos carnosus, 1170 nucleotides. The record is from the annotation of a GenBank genome assembly. NCBI's taxonomy places the organism in Eukaryota, Metazoa, Rotifera, Eurotatoria, Philodinida, Philodinidae.